Molecule: messenger RNA, 198 nt
Organism: Schizophyllum commune H4-8
Lineage: Eukaryota; Fungi; Basidiomycota; Agaricomycetes; Agaricales; Schizophyllaceae
Exons: 1
Source: RefSeq, a predicted model, not a curated record
AGGCCUUUCGUCCCCUUCGGGGUGACAUACGAAAAAUUUGGAACGAUACAGAGAAGAUUAGCAUGGCCCCUGCACAAGGAUGACACGCUUUUCCGGAGUGGUAGACCUACGGGUCUCAAUAUUUAUGCACCUUUUUGCUCUGAUCCCCUUCCGCAAGCGAACACUCAUGAUUCGCACCAGCGUCGUGAGCGAACAUAA